Messenger RNA from Myodes glareolus (Bank vole), 372 nucleotides. It is a transcript of the gene Tff1, whose product is annotated as trefoil factor 1. The record is from RefSeq and is a predicted model, not a curated record. Lineage: Eukaryota; Metazoa; Chordata; Mammalia; Rodentia; Cricetidae. Gene Ontology annotation, biological process: maintenance of gastrointestinal epithelium.
AUGGAGCACAAGGUGACCUGUGUCCUCGCUGUGGUCCUCAUGCUGGCCCUCAGCAGCCUCGCCCAGGACCAGGAAAAAACAUGUACUGUGAGCCCUGGGGAAAGAGAAAAUUGUGGCUUCCCUGGCGUCACCGCCACACAGUGCAAGGAAAGACAUUGCUGUUUUGAUGACAGUGUCCGGGGAUUUCCAUGGUGCUUCCAUCCUAUGCCCAUCGAAAACCCUCCAGAAGAGGAAUGUGCCUUCUAGAGUCCAUCCGAGAGAGCUGGUUACAUCAAGACUUGGCACCACCACCCAUAUCUGGACACUGAAGCCAUCUGAUCCAGCCACUGGAUAUACACCUGUUCUGUGGCUGGAUCUGGCCUGGUGACAUAG